Cynara cardunculus var. scolymus (artichoke) is the source of this 2816-nucleotide messenger RNA. RefSeq names its product sucrose synthase. The record is from RefSeq and is a predicted model, not a curated record. Gene Ontology annotation, biological process: sucrose metabolic process. The transcript has 13 exons. Bases 145 to 2571 code for a protein of 808 amino acids. NCBI's taxonomy places the organism in Eukaryota, Viridiplantae, Streptophyta, Magnoliopsida, Asterales, Asteraceae. Gene Ontology annotation, molecular function: sucrose synthase activity.
UGCUCUUCUCAUCUCAUCUCAUCUCAUAUCUCGUAUAUGCUUUCUUCCAUCUUUGCGUAACAUCUCCGUUCUUCUUUUCUAUUUUUGUUUCUUGUUGACCAGAAACUAAGAAAAAAAAAGGUUGAAGAUUCUUAAGUUCCGAUCAUGGCGGACCGUGUCCUCACUCGUGUUCACAGUCUUCGUGAGCGCCUCGAUUCUACUCUCGCAACUCAUCGUAAUGAGAUCCUCAUGGUUCUUUCAAGGAUUGAAAGCCAUGGAAAAGGAAUACUGAAGCCUCACCAACUCUUGUCUGAGUUUGAUGCAAUCUGCAAGGAAGAUCAAAGCAAACUCCAUGAUGGUGCCUUUCAUGAAGUUCUCAAAUGCACACAGGAAGCAAUAGUGCUGCCUCCAUGGGUUGCUCUUGCGAUUCGUCUGAGACCUGGUGUUUGGGAAUAUAUAAGAGUCAAUGUCAAUGCACUUGUGGUUGAGGAAUUAAGUGUUCCUGAAUAUCUUCACUUCAAAGAAGAACUCGUUGAUGGAACGUCCAACGGCAACUUUGUACUGGAGUUGGACUUUGAACCUUUCACGGCGUCUUUCCCCCGCCCAACCCUCACUAAAUCUAUCGGAAAUGGGGUUGAGUUCCUUAACAGGCAUCUGUCUGCUAAAAUGUUUCAUGACAAGGAUAGCAUGCACCCUCUCCUGGAUUUCCUCCGUACCCACCACUGCAAGGGCAAGACAAUGAUGCUAAAUGAUAGAAUCCAGAACUUGAAUGCUCUCCAAUCUGUUUUAAGGAAGGCAUUAGAGUACCUUUCCACACUGGAUGCGACUACUCCAUACUCUGAAUUUGAACACAAGUUUCAAGAGAUCGGGUUAGAGAGAGGUUGGGGUGAUAAAGCAGAGGGUGUUAUGGAGAUGAUCCAUAUGCUACUGGACCUUCUGGAGGCUCCGGAUGCUUGUACUCUCGAGAAAUUCCUUGGAAGAAUUCCUAUGGUUUUCAAUGUGGUUAUUCUUUCUCCACAUGGUUACUUUGCUCAAGAAAACGUUUUGGGAUAUCCAGAUACGGGUGGUCAGGUUGUUUACAUUCUGGAUCAAGUUCCUGCUCUCGAGCGUGAGAUGCGCAAGAGGAUAAAGGAGCAAGGACUUGAUAUUGUUCCUCGUAUUCUCAUUGUGACAAGACUCCUCCCUGAUGCUGUUGGAACCACCUGUGGGCAGCGUCUUGAGAAAGUAUUUGGAGCAGAGAACUCUCACAUUCUGCGGGUUCCCUUUAGAAAUGAAAAGGGAAUUCUUCGCAAAUGGAUCUCUCGUUUUGACGUGUGGCCAUACAUCGAGACUUUCACCGAGGAUGUGGCCAAAGAAGUUACAGCAGAGUUGCAAGCAAAACCAGAUUUGAUCAUUGGAAACUAUAGUGAGGGCAACCUGGUUGCCUCUUUGUUGGCUCACAAGCUAGGUGUCACUCAGUGUACCAUUGCUCAUGCCCUGGAAAAGACCAAGUACCCGGAUUCUGAUAUCUACUGGAAGAACUUUGAGGAGAAGUAUCAUUUCUCUUCUCAGUUUACAGCUGAUCUUAUUGCCAUGAAUCAUACUGAUUUCAUCAUCACAAGUACUUUCCAAGAGAUUGCUGGAAGCAAAGAUACAGUGGGACAGUAUGAGAGUCAUACAGCUUUCACAAUGCCUGGACUGUACAGGGUCGUCCAUGGAAUAGAUGUCUUUGACCCCAAGUUCAAUAUUGUUUCACCUGGUGCUGAUAUGGGGAUCUACUACUCUUAUACUGAGAAAGAAAGGAGGCUGACUGCACUCCACCCAGAAAUUGAAGAACUCCUCUUCAGUUCUGUUGAGAACGAAGAACACCUAUGUGUGCUGAAAGACAAGAAUAAGCCCAUACUAUUCACAAUGGCAAGAUUGGACAAUGUGAAGAACUUAACAGGAUUGGUGGAGUGGUAUGCCAAGAAUGAGCGUCUUCGUGAAUUGGUGAACCUUGUUGUGGUGGGUGGUGACAGAAGGAAGGAAUCAAAAGAUCUUGAAGAGCAAGCCCAGAUGAAGAAGAUGUAUCAGCUGAUUGAGGACUACAAGCUGAAUGGACAGUUUAGAUGGAUAUCUUCACAGAUGAAUAGAAUGAGGAAUGGGGAGUUGUACCGUGUGAUUGCAGACACGAGGGGAGCCUUUAUUCAGCCUGCAUUUUACGAGGCAUUUGGGUUGACGGUGGUUGAGGCCAUGACCUGUGGGUUACCCACAUUUGCAACCCUUCAUGGGGGCCCUGCUGAGAUCAUUGUUCAUGGAAAAUCUGGGUUCCACAUUGAUCCAUAUCAUGGAGACCAGGUGACUGAGCUGCUUGUUAACUUCUUUGACAAGUGCAAAGAAGAGCCUUCUCAUUGGGAAGCGAUUUCCAAGGGUGGGCUGCAGCGUAUCCAGGAGAAAUACACAUGGCAGAUCUACUCAGAAAGGUUGUUGACACUUGCUGGAGUUUAUGGAUUCUGGAAGCAUGUGUCAAAGCUCGAUAGGCUUGAGAUCCGUCGUUAUCUUGAAAUGUUUUAUGGUCUCAAGUACCGCAAAUUGGCUGAAUCUGUUCCAUUGGCUGUUGAUGAGAGCAAGUGAGCAAUGGCAAUGGUGAUGGAGCUGUGGUCUGCUAGGCAUAUAGUAAUAAUAAAAGUGCAAGUGCAAGCGAAGUGAAGAGAGGAUUUUGAAAGGCUUUUUUGCUUGUGUUGUGUGUGUAAUGUGUAUGUGUUCAUUCCAAUUCCAAUUCCAAUUCCUAUUCCAUUUGUGUGAUUGACUUCUGCCUUGCAUCCUCUCCAAAUUGGAAUUUAUAAUCAAUUAUUAUCAGUAAUCUCUUUUUUCUGUUA